This is a messenger RNA of Nematocida parisii ERTm1, 1632 nucleotides long. RefSeq lists its product as uncharacterized. Bases 1 to 1608 code for a protein of 535 amino acids. The transcript has a single exon. Gene Ontology annotation, molecular function: protein binding. Lineage: Eukaryota; Fungi; Microsporidia. The record is from RefSeq and is a predicted model, not a curated record. Gene Ontology annotation, biological process: cell division.
AUGCAUCGAGUGGAAGAGUUCCUUUGUAAGUGUAUACAAUAUGAAAGGUUUAAAGACGCUGUAUAUAUAGUAGAGUGUCUGUCGAUAGACCAGCAAAAGGACAGGCCUCUUCUGUUGGGGUAUUUGUUUAUGCGCAAUUCUGAGUACCGGAGGGCCCUUCAGUACUUAUGCAAAGAUGACACGUGUACGUCUCUUUACUACCAAGCACUUUGUCACAGGCACUUAAAGGAGCAUACGAAAGUGAAGUACAUAGCAGUUGAGCUACUAGAAAAGAUAAAGACGAGAGAGCCUUCAAGAAGGUGCACGCCUUUAGAGAAUAUGUAUGUUUUAGAAAUGGACAGAACAUUUGUGCUAGCUCUACUGGCUGAAGCAGAGACAGAGACGGGGUGUCCAGAUAUGGGGCUAAAAAGAUGUGUUGAAUCAGCGGCAGCCGGGAGUCUUUUAUACUCUGUGUACAGGCCCAUGCUAGAGGAGAGUACUAAAGUGGCCAGAAGGCAGGAGAGAGUAGAUGAAAAUCGGUCGAAUGAGGAGACUACAGACAGUAAAAAAAGUUCGUUAGAGGAAAGUACAAAAAUUGAGAGGAAGAUUAUGGCAAGACUAGAAAAGGAGACAGGUAAAAGCACAGAAUGUAUUAUAAGAAACAUUGCACAGGAGUGCUCACUGUUAAAGAAUAUAUCUAUGGGGAUUCUUUCUUCUGUCUCUUCAUAUAUUUCACUGUUUAACCAGAUGCCCAUAUACAGCAUAGCAAGUGUAGCUGUGCAUAUAUUUGAGUGCGGAUAUAUGCAGAAAGCAGGCACUGUCUUUGAGUACAUCAGAGUGCGUGAUUCUUACUACAUUGAUACAAUGCACUACUACUCCAGUAUUUUAUGGCAUAAUAGAGAUAAAGGUCUGCUUACUUCUCUUAGCAGGGAUAUAUUCGGUGUUAAUCCUGCAUCAAAUAUUUCCUGGGCUGUCCUUGGGAAUCACUUCAGCUUGAAAAAAGAAACUGAAAAAGCCCUAGAGUGUUUUGAGAGGAGUUUGGCCAUUAGUAAGGAUCCUUAUGUCUUAUGUUUAUUAGGGCAUGAGCAAUUUAUGAACAGCAAUCUUACAGAGAGUCUCAAGUGCUUUAUUGAAUCAAUGAAAAUUAAAUCAGAGAAUUACAGUGGAAUAGCCGGGUGCGGUUUAAUAUACGAAAAAAUAGGAAAGAAGGAAAGUGCAGAAUAUUGUUUUACUAGAGCCAUAGCAACAAAUCCGCAGAAUAUUCUUCUUGCAUAUUUAGCAGUUAAGUAUUUUGUAUCACAAGUAAAACUAAGCAGUGCGUAUUCACUUCUGCAGAAGUACUUGCACAUAAAAGAAGGAAUUGAAUCAGUUGCUGCAAAAGUACAGAGUGAUUCAAAAUGGGUUGAGAAAAUAUAUGCUCAGGCAUCUACAAACGAGCAGACAGCUAGUUUAGUUGGAUCCUUUUUGCUUGAACUCUCGUACAUUCUAGUGCACAGUGGUCACAUGCAAAGUGGAGAAAAGCUUGCUAAAGAGUCCACAGGGAAGGGCCAGUACUUCCAAACCCGGAAGAAUAUUCUAUUUGAUAUAAUAUCCAACAUUGCAUCGGGUAAUACAUCAGCAACCCUCUGAGUGACCAGGUGUAUAUGCUAAGAG